AUGUCUCAGAAUACGACAGAGACGUCAUCGAACAACAGCUUGGAUACCGCAGACAUCAUCUGCCUGAUUGUAUUCUUCACACAAGCCUUUAUCGUCGUUCUUGCCAACCUCCUGACCAUCAUCACCUUCACCAUCAACAGACAUCUACGUAAGCGAAGUAUGUACUGUGUAAUUAACUUGGCUGUAGCGGACAUGCUGGUAGGCCUUGGGUCCUUAGCCGUUAAUUUUGUUAUUGCUCGGAUAUACGGGUUUAAGGUACUUGCAAAAGAAAAUGCUGCUCAAAGUGAUAGUCCUGCUGUGAAAAUCCAAUUUCAUGUGUACACGAUGACUUGCAAUGCUACCAUGUUGUCCAUAGCUCUUGUGGCGUUAGAGCGCAUGUCAGCAAUUAUGUGGCCAUUGCGUCAUCGUCAGUGCAGUCUUCGGGUGUACGCUCUAUCGAUAGCAUUUACGUGGUUAGCUUCUAUUCUAAUCGCCAUAAAGGGUGUAUUCUCAUUCGACGACAGUUCGAAGGAAUAUCUUGGCGGGAUAUGGAUUAUCUCGGUGUUUUCUGUGACAUGUGCUUCGUAUAUUGCAAUCUUUUGCAAAACCAGAUCAAGUCAACAACGCAGCCAACUGCACACAAGCCCCCAGUGGUCAAGCCAAGAUUACAGGCUGGUGAAGACAUCUUUCUUAGUGACCGUUACGUCGUUUGCUACUUGGAUUCCAUUAGCAUUAUUGUUCAUCAUUAACGAUGCAAAUCAAGUCACUAUUUCACCUUAUAUCAUCUUAUUCUUCGUGGUAUUGUUUGUAGCCAGUUCUUUCAUCAACCCUAUAAUUUAUGUCUUCCGAUUGAGGCAUUUCAGAGUGGCUCUAUUUACAUUAAUAUUGCAUUGCUCUCCCGAUCAACCAGCCAAAAGGAUAAGACCAGUGGGUCCAGCACCAGCUACCUAGGGAUCAUAGACCUUGGUGAGGCCACACAUCAUAGACCUUGGUGAGGCCACACUUCAUAGACCUUG
Actinia tenebrosa (Australian red waratah sea anemone) is the source of this 995-nucleotide messenger RNA. Its product is annotated as sphingosine 1-phosphate receptor 3-like. Gene Ontology annotation, cellular component: plasma membrane. Gene Ontology annotation, molecular function: G protein-coupled receptor activity. Gene Ontology annotation, biological process: G protein-coupled receptor signaling pathway. The record is from RefSeq and is a predicted model, not a curated record. Lineage: Eukaryota; Metazoa; Cnidaria; Anthozoa; Actiniaria; Actiniidae.